UUGAUUAUUUUCCUUUAGUACACAAUCUGAGUUCUUUAUUACCUUCCUCAAUGUGUCAUUUUGUCUAUCUGGUCAAAGGCCUAAACACAUGCAGCACGGUAAGCUUACUGCCCUAAUAAAAAAGCCAGUAUUAUGUGUGUUGCCAGGAGCAUGAAGGAGAGUGCUUAAAUGAGCUUGUUAAGAAGGGGGUGAGAGAGGACAGGAAAAAGUGUAGGGAUCAGGAUAGGGUACGAUAUAAAGGCCGAGUGGGACAAGUUGACACUCAGAUCCGUGGAACUCUGCUCGUCUUAAAGCAACUUCCUUAAACAACUGUCCAAAGCUGACACAGCCUGACGGAGCAGAAUAAGGAUGCGUGGAGCAGUGGCUGGUUGCUUGGUGUUGGCAUGCCUGGUGGCGCUGCUGGUUGAGAAGACCGAGGGACACAUCACCUUCUUCAGUCCAAAGGAGAUGAUGCUGUUUAAGGAGAGAGAAGGUAGAAAGGACAUGGAGCCUAAAUCCAAUGGUCAGUAUGAAGAGGAGACAGGUCAACAGCUUCCUCGUGUGGAACGUGGUGAGAGUCCUGAUGAAACAUUGGAGAUUGGCGUCCGACUUUCACCCAAACAGCUAGAUGUGCUCAAAGAGAACAUCCAUGAGAUAGUGGAGGAACAUCAGAAAGCCAAGUAACAAGGCCGAAGACACCAUGUGAUGAACGCUGUACAAAUUCUUCAAAAGGCACUGAAUAGCAUAUGUUUUAUUGUGUUUCAAUCAAUCAGUCAAUAAAGAGUAGUGAUCGUGCCACUUA
Messenger RNA from Etheostoma cragini (Arkansas darter), 781 nucleotides. It is a transcript of the gene mlnl, whose product is annotated as motilin-like. The transcript has 5 exons. Bases 349 to 663 code for a protein of 104 amino acids. Lineage: Eukaryota; Metazoa; Chordata; Actinopteri; Perciformes; Percidae. The record is from RefSeq and is a predicted model, not a curated record.